This is a messenger RNA of Rhineura floridana, 2448 nucleotides long. RefSeq names its product pregnancy-specific glycoprotein 22-like. The coding region runs from base 248 to 1255 and encodes 335 amino acids. Lineage: Eukaryota; Metazoa; Chordata; Lepidosauria; Squamata; Rhineuridae. The transcript has 6 exons. The record is from RefSeq and is a predicted model, not a curated record.
AAAGACCCAAAGAAGGGCAGGAUUGUGGCUGCCGGAGCAUCAUCACCCCUUUUGUAAUGGCUCUGGCUUCCUUCCUUUCUGCUGCAGGACAAAAGGAGAAGCAUCAGGGAGUGUCACCAACAGAGAGACAGACAGAGGGACAGACAGAGGGACCCCAGCCUUUGCCAGAAGAAGAGGCUCAAGAUCCAUCCGGCCUGCUCCUUGCAAGGGCUGCCCGUUUCACAGACUACAUUGGCAGGAGGAAGAGAUGAUGGGUCUCCACAGCAGCCGGCAGGGCUCACUGAAGGCCCUCCUUCUCACAGGUUUCAUCCUAAGCUGUGUCUUGCAGCUGGUGCCAGCGCAGCGCAGACUAUCUGUGAUGGUUGAGCCAUCAAACCCUAAGGUGGGUCAGAACAUCACGUUGACCCUGUGGGGAUCCCCCAGCUCGUUUGUGCAGUGCCAGUGGUCCCGAGAGACCCGGUCAGGGGGCUCAGGCACCAUCGCCACGUACUCCCCCCAGUCUCGGGACCAGCAGAGGCAAGGCAGUGCAUACAGUGGGCGGGAGACAGUGUAUCGCAACUGCUCCCUGCAUAUCACGCGAUUGACACAGCUGGAUACGGGAAAUUACACCGUGGAGAUAGAGGAGGCUCCAGUACAGCAACCAGACCAAGAGCAAGAUACUGAAGGGAAAGUCCACAGAGCUUCAGUUUACUUACAGGUCUCUGAUUACAUUCCCAUUCAAGUAACCAGCAAGCCACUGCGCCCAAGUCUCAAUCAAGAAGUCACCCUGACGCCUCAGAAUGUCCCAGCACAAUUUGAUUUGUGCAGGUGGAUCAUACAAACCCAUACCAACACUCGAGAAAAAGUCCUCCUUUACAUCCCAAGGCAAACGGUCCAGCAGAGCUCACCCCAAGAGAGGAAAACUGUGCGGGAGGAUUGCUCCUUGCACAUCGCACUGCUCGCCGCUUCUGACACUGGCAACUACACGGUCCAGAUAGAGGUUCCUGUUAACCGGCAGCAAGAACCAUGGAAGGAGAUUGUAACUCAAAAGCCUGAAAGAAGAGACAGUCAGGUGUACAUGGGCCACAUUUAUUUAAAGCCCCUCCAACAAUCUGAUAAGGAGCCCCACAAAGGCGGAUCUGCCUCUUUGAGCUACAGUGCAGGAGUUAUCGCUGGAGCCUUGUUUGGAUCGCUGGCCUGGGCAGGCACCCUGAGGAGCCUCUUCUCUGAGCUCUUCUGCUCUUUUGUGUCGCUGCGACCCAAGGUCCUUCCAUGAACACUGAAUCUGGCGGUACUUGCCUCACUUUUCCCUGUCUCCUCAUCUAUAGACAAGAGACUCGUGACAGCCUGAAAGGCCUCGCCACAUCAUUCCGUGGAGUCCGAAGCAGCGGAUCAAGAGAAAUCCUAAAUCUGGGGCUUUCUAUAUAAAACUCUAUUUCUGUUCAUACAAAAACGUAAAGAUUUCUAACAAUUACAGAGUUGUAUAUAGUGUUAGUCCUACUCAGGGUAGACCCACUGAAAUUGAAAUUAAUGAACCUCAGUUCAUCCUGUCUAUUAGUGGGUCUACCCUGAGUAGGAUUAAUGCUGGAUUAGUUACUGUAAACCGCCCAGAGAGCUUCAGCUAUGGGUUGGUAUAUAAAUACAAUAAAUAAAUACAUAAAAUAAACACACAGGAUGCACAAGUUAUAAAAAUUCAAAAGCAUAAAUCAUGCCAUGUUUGAAGCAUAUAGCUUGUUUCAGGGCAUUUUUUUAAGGAAUUGUUACUGGGUGUCCAUUUUUUCAUUCAGAUAGCUUGCACGUGGAAGCCUCUCUACCAUGUGCAAGCCUUGACUGAAGCGAAAGUGGUUCAGAAUAAUAACAUUAAAAAACAAGGAGUGAACACAGCUUUUCAUAUGCAUUUGCACAAGUUACAAGCCUAGCAAAAUUCUUAUUGGCCUGCCCACCCACCAGCAAAUACAUGAAUUCCAAACCAAAUUUAAAUUUAAAAACUGCUGCUUAUGAACCACGCCCUGCUGCACCAGAAUUCUUGCCAAAAGAAGCGCAAGGAUAGGGAGAACCAGACAUCACAGUGUACAGGAAAGAGAUUUUGCUAACAAGUUUUUCAGGAAGACUGGUGGUUUGUAAUAACCCUAAGAAUUAUUGUGUGAAGUGCCCCUAUGCCUCUUUCUGUUCAAUUUCACUAAAUUUUCAUACAUCUAGACAGUGUUUCAAUGGCUUCCAAUCUGAAUUUGUGUUCUUAGUUCAUUGAUUAAAUUUUAUGUGUCCAUUUGUGUUCCCUGGGUGUCCAAAAGCUAGGACUGGGUGUACAUUUUGACACACAAUUAUUGCUUAAAAAUGCCUUGGCUUGUUUUCCAAUAAUAGAUAGAUGUUACCCAGCUUUGAACAAAAUUUUUAGAAGUCCAGUGCUGUCUUUGCUGCAUCCUGAUAGUUUUUGAAAAUAAAGUGCUUUUUUGCCACAUUAAACCUAUU